CCCCUACAAGUGCAACGACUGCGGGAAGAGCUUUAGCUGCACCUCGUACCUCCUCUGCCACCAGCGCAUCCACACUGGGGAGAAGCCCUACAAGUGCAACGACUGCGGGAAGAGCUUUAGCUGCACCUCGUACCUCCUCUGCCACCAGCGCAUCCACACUGGGGAGAAGCCCUACAAGUGCAACGACUGCGGGAAGAGCUUUAGCUGCACCUCGUACCUCCUCUGCCACCAGCGCAUCCACACUGGGGAGAAGCCCUACAAGUGCAACGACUGCGGGAAGAGCUUUAGCUGCACCUCGUACCUCCUCUGCCACCAGCGCAUCCACACUGGGGAGAAGCCCUACAAGUGCAACGACUGCGGGAAGAGCUUUAGCUGCACCUCGUACCUCCUCUGCCACCAGCGCAUCCACACUGGGGAGAAGCCCUACAAGUGCAACGACUGCGGGAAGAGCUUUAGCUGCACCUCGUACCUCCUCUGCCACCAGCGCAUCCACACUGGGGAGAAGCCCUACAAGUGCAACGACUGCGGGAAGAGCUUUAGGAGCCAUUCUUCAACAGUCAUCCACCAGCGCAUCCACACUGGGGAGAAGCCCUACAAGUGCAACGACUGCGGGAAGAGCUUUAGCUGCACCUCGUACCUCCUCUGCCACCAGCGCAUCCACACUGGGGAGAAGCCCCACAAGCGCAGUGACUGCGGGGAGAGUUUUGGACACAGCUCCCAACUGAACCACCACAAACACACUCAUGCCAAGGAGAAGCCCUUCAAAUGCAAUGAUUGUGGGAAGAGUUUUAGCUGCAGCACAUAUCUCCUCUACCACCAGCGCAUCCAC
Molecule: messenger RNA, 829 nt
Organism: Antrostomus carolinensis (chuck-will's-widow)
Lineage: Eukaryota; Metazoa; Chordata; Aves; Caprimulgiformes; Caprimulgidae
Product: zinc finger protein 761
Exons: 1
Biological process (GO): regulation of transcription by RNA polymerase II
Cellular component (GO): chromatin; PcG protein complex; transcription regulator complex
Molecular function (GO): DNA-binding transcription factor activity, RNA polymerase II-specific; RNA polymerase II cis-regulatory region sequence-specific DNA binding
Source: RefSeq, a predicted model, not a curated record